AUGGCCGGCGAGUGGGACAUCAACGACGCGCAUAUUCCCUUCAUGCAGGAACUAGUGUACGAGAAGUUCAACGAGUGGGCCGACGGACACGUGCGACACGUGUACUACCCGUCGGACGAUCACGCACGCAAGCACAUCUCAGGCUGGGCGAUGCGCAACACCAACAACCACAACGUGAGCAUCCUGAAGAAGAGCUGCCUGGGUGUGUUGAUCUGUACGGCUCGCUGCAAGCUACCAAACGGUGGUCAAAUAAACCUGCGACCUGCCAUCUGUGAUAAGGCACGACGAAAGCAACAAGGCCGGGCCUGCCCAAACCGACACUGCAAAGCAGGCCGGCUGGAGGUGUUACCGUGCCGUGGCCACUGUGGCUACCCCGUGACACACUACUGGCGCCACACGGAGAAAGCUAUCUUCUUCCAAGCGAAAGGUAGCCACGAUCACCCUAAACCAGAGUCGAAAACGUCCGGUGAAACGAGGAAGCUGAUCGGGGCGGUUGGCAGUGGAGCUAAAGGAAGUGCAGUUAAGGGCAAGAAGCUCUCCGUACUGCUGCUGAGAGACGCUGCGCUAGGCAAUAAGCUGAUGUCCCUCAAGACUUCAAGUAAGCCACUGAGUUCUACAGGAUCAGAAAUCCAACUCCAACCACCUCCGUUGAUACCUGAUCCCAGUUACGGUGAUGCCUCGAAGUGUUCCAUCUGCACACGAACACCCUGCGUUUGUCGGACAAAACUCGGUGCUCAAACGUUACCGACGUCCUCCAUGGUGCGAUCUACCGAGAGUAAUGGGUCGUACUUCGACAGCUCCAUACCACAUCAGACGUCCAUGCAAACGCACCUCCUGACGCACUCCCAUUCGGGACCCGUUUGGCCAGGCUUCGACCCGUCUGGAGUGGAGUCCUUCUCCCCAUCUACGGGCUACGAUUCGAGCGGUACUGGAAAUGGAUCCUGCAGCUCUGGGCUAGUAAAUGAGUGCUUCCAUCCGGAGGAAAUCUUCCAACUCGACCAACCCCUCCGGCAACAGCAGCAGCAACAACAGAACGGUCAGAUGACGACAAACACUCCAACCACGCUGCUUGAUCUCGGAAGUGGAGCUAUCUACAAGAAAUGCAACCAAAUCAGUCCGGAGUACAUCUUUGGGGCAUCAGCAGCGAGUAAUGGCACCGGAGAGGUGUUGACUGGAGCGUAUCACACCACAAACCCGCCAUGCUCGUUUGGGACUCCAGCGAACGAUACUUGCCCCGGAUCGGUGACGUCUGAUCAUCAUCAUCAUCAUCAUCACCAUCUUGGAGGUGCGACAACAGGUGGCAAGUACUUCGCAAGUGAUACUACUUAUGGCGUCCACCCGCAUGAUGAGACUGCCUCCAAGGAUCUACUGAGGUACAUCAAGAAGGAGGCCAUUUCCAUGGGUAGAACAACGUCAGGAGAUGGGCUUGCAAACGUGCCACGGUCGCGACAGUACGAUUGCGAACAGAACCAGUUCAAAAAGUCAGCCUACACCGGCCGUGGGGCGUCCUCGGUAGGUAGUUGCUUUGGUAGCAAUGUAAUCAACAACAACAACAGCAGCAGCAUCGCUAAUAACAACAGUAUCAGCUCGGUGGCGGUGGAACCACCGGGUAAACAGACCAAUUACGAUCAGAUCGCGAACGAACCAAGCGUCAAUUACGGCUAUCACUCGGACCUGGGGACAUCCCUCACCAGCCAUACCACCAACGCGGCCGGGUUUGAUGAGCAGACGUACAGUACGGGCAGCUGUUACAUGAACAACACUCCGGGGAUUGGAUCCUCCCAUCCAUCGGAGGUGCAAUACUCCUCCACGACUGUAGCGGCGGCGGCAGCAGCGGUCUAUGCUGCCGGUGAUAAUUACCGGUAUGGGAGUAGCUACGGCAAAGGAUCGUCACUCGGGUCCAUGCAUGGAGGCGCACCGUAUCAAAGCACACCAGUGCAACAGAUGCAUCCGGAGAUGCCACUAGCGGCGUACGAUUUUUAUUAG
Messenger RNA from Anopheles nili, 1986 nucleotides. Its product is annotated as transcription factor glial cells missing 2-like. Gene Ontology annotation, cellular component: nucleus. Gene Ontology annotation, molecular function: DNA-binding transcription activator activity, RNA polymerase II-specific; RNA polymerase II cis-regulatory region sequence-specific DNA binding. The coding region runs from base 1 to 1986 and encodes 661 amino acids. The record is from RefSeq and is a predicted model, not a curated record. Gene Ontology annotation, biological process: gliogenesis; regulation of transcription by RNA polymerase II. The transcript has 3 exons. NCBI's taxonomy places the organism in Eukaryota, Metazoa, Arthropoda, Insecta, Diptera, Culicidae.